Molecule: messenger RNA, 4841 nt
Organism: Grus americana (Whooping crane)
Lineage: Eukaryota; Metazoa; Chordata; Aves; Gruiformes; Gruidae
Gene: MEAK7
Product: MTOR associated protein, eak-7 homolog
Exons: 9
Coding region: 222-1634 (470 amino acids)
Biological process (GO): TOR signaling
Source: RefSeq, a predicted model, not a curated record
GCCCCAGCCGGGCAGCCUGCAGGCGCCGGAGGGCGCUGGCCCCGUUUGCCGGGGCGUGUGUAAAAGUCGACGGGCCGAUCCCGGGGGGCGGAGAGGGGUCGAGGGUGUUCCGUCGGUUACAGCCGCUUCCAUUAACCCUUUGGUGUUUACCCCAUGAUCAACAUCUUCCUCACAGGGAAACAAGGCUUGUGGGCCUGUGCUGCUCAGUGAAGGUUGAAAAAAUGGGAAAUGCAGAAAGCAAUGCCUAUCGGAAUCACCUUUCCAGAUUUCUUCCUGAGGAGCAGUCUGACAUUGAUGGAGUAUUUGAUGCCUUAUCAGGAUCGAGUGGCUCAGCUGGAGCAAAAAAUGGCAAAGCUACAAAGAAAACUGUGACUCUAGCAGCACUACAGGCAUAUACACGGGAGCCAUUACCAGAGCAAAUGACUUUUCGGUUAUACAACGGAAUGAAAAGUAUUGACCUGACUGGGAAAUCAUCUGGGCUGAGUGAACAGAUUGCUAAGGAGCAGUUUGUGAUUUUUAUGUCAAACCUCUUAAAAGGGAAUGCAGAUGAGAAGAUUACCAUAAUAAUGAGAAUGAUCUCCAAGACAGAAGGGCCUGUGAAGGGCAAACAAAUCCAAGAGUUCACAGAGGAUCUGAUCAUGUCUGUAGUCCAUGUACUGAGCUACAGGAACGAACUGAAAGGCUGGAAUUGGGAGAAUACUAGGGAUCCUGCAAGUGGAGUAAAGGCUCUGGCUUCUCAGCUGCUAUCAGAAUUGAAGCUUGCAGAUGGGACAAAACCUGUGGGUCCUCAGCUGACGGAGACAAAUUUUGAUCAAAGUGUCAUUGAGGAUUGGGUGUACCGAGUUCCACAGAUCUCAAUUUUCCUCAGUGUUGUUAUCAGGCAAGGCCUCCAUGUUCUGCAUUCUCUCCCAGACCAAACCAAAGACAUACUCAACCUGGUUCCAGGCUGCAAAGGCAUCAAAGGAAGAGGACUUGUCAGUCUCUUUGACAUCCCAUCCAUCAUAUACAUCAACUCCCAUCUGCCUGCAGAGCUACAGCACAAGUGGCACCUUUUAUUUUCUUCUCGGCUUCAUGGAGAAAGCUUUUCACAGUUAUGUGGGCAUAUAGUGAACAAAGGUCCUUGCAUAGUGAUCUUAAAGGACUUAGAUGGUUAUAUCUUUGGUGGGUUUGCAUCUCACUCCUGGGAGGUGAAGCCACAGUUUCAAGGUGACAACAGAUGCUUUCUGUUUUCUGUUUUCCCCUCUCUUGCUGUAUACACAUACACAGGGUAUAAUGACCACUAUAUGUAUUUGAACCAUGGCCAACAAACAAUGCCAAAUGGACUUGGUAUGGGUGGACAGCACGACUACUUUGGACUCUGGAUAGACAGUGACUAUGGGAAGGGACACAGUAAAGCAAAACCUCGAUGUACAACCUACCACAGUCCCCAGCUGUCAGCUAAAGAGGAUUUUACACUGGAUGCCAUGGAAGUUUGGGCAGUGGGAGAUCUCCCUGAAAGUGCAGGGACCAAAGGUAAGAAGAGUAUCCUGGAUGUAGAUCCUGAGGCUCAGGCCUUAUUAGAAAUGACUGGAAAAAGUCGUCAGAGCGAAGGUCUACGAGAACCUGUUGAAGAGGAUGAUGAUGAUGAUAACUAAAAGAAUCACAGUAACAUGGAAAACUUCUUUUAUGCUCCUGAAUAUUAACGUUCCUUAGUCAGGAUAUUUUUUCCUCAUUUUUUUCCCUUACAUUUACCUAAUUAUCUGUGACGAAGCUUAAGCCUCGUACUUAUGCAAUAUUUAGGUCCAAUAUAAUAUACAACCUGAAGAAUUUUGUUUGGGGAGGACAUAAAAUUUAACUAGGUAAUUAAUCAUUACACAUCUCUAAGUUCUAGCUCAAAAUGAAUUUGCUAGCAUUCCUGAUAGAUCCUGUCUGCAAACAGAAUUACAAACAAAAGAAGUUGUUAUUGACAGUAUUGCUAACUGACUUGGAGAAUUCAUACAUAUUUAUAUCAAGACUGUUCAAGACAUUGAUUAAGGCUCUUAUACCUCGACUGCACAUGUUUAUUUGCAUGGAAUGAAAUUAGUCAGCAAAGCUUGCAAAUUGUAAUGAUGUCUUGCAUUAGUAAACAUAGAAUAGACCACAUGAUGCAUAUGAAGGAUGCUAUUAAUUUGCAUUGCUCCAGUUAAAGCAUUAAAUUUCAUGUUUUUUAAGCCAGAUUUUCAACAAAUGACUUUAUAUGGGCUGUAAGAUGUCCAGAAUGCUACGUAUACAGCAUCCAGUUUUAUAAUACUACACUACACCUUAGUGCAUUUCAUUUAAGAUGUUUCUGCAGAAAUUUGCCUAUUGCUUUUUAAACUUAGUAGAGCAGAGCCAUUGGGAUUUAUUCAGCCGUAUUUAUCCCAAGAAUGGGCCAUACCUUCAGCAGAAAUUCUCUAGGGAAGAUACCUUCUUUAGUAGCCUAACUUGAGAAUGGAAUAAAAGAUCAGGCUGUAAAAAGGAUUAAGUAAGAAGCAUCCAUAGUUAACUGGGAAUAGUAUCUGCAGACACCUUGCAAAAAGCAUAAAAAAAAUCAGGGUUACAUCUGUAACAUGUUUAGAGAAGACUGCUGUACACUUUAGUUCCACACAAUCAUUACUGUAUUAGAGAAAAAAUUGCCUGUAAUGUGACAUGUAACUAGUCAGUUGGGGUUUUUUGCUCUCUUUCGUUGGCUGUUUGCCAGUCAACACCAGUUUUGUCAGGUCUCUUGUACUCAGGGCUUUUUCUACCUGAAUCUGUUCACAUCUAUCAGUAAUUAUUAGUUUGACCUUGCUAGUUCUAUGUCUAAUUAACUUGUCAAAAAUAACCCUAAUUUCUACCAGGGAUUGUUAUUUCUAACUCAGCAAAUUGUGUUUUGUUAUUAGUAUUGUCAGUCUUCCUUCUCCUAAGGAGAAGGACUGUAUCAAAUCCCCUUUCUCCCAGCAUAAGUUCAUCUUCCAUGCAGCUUAGAGUAAAAAAGUGCUGUAACAGUUUACAAAAUUACUGUGAUUCCUGAUCAUGUGGCCUUCCUUCAAAUUCUUUCCCUUCAGGUUUUCUUGUAUGUGGUCUUUUUGUUGUUGGGUUUGUUUUUUUUUUUGUUGGUGUGUUGUUUUUCCACCCAAUGUUUUUCCUAGGGAGCCAUAUUUGAAUAUUCCAAGUAAUCUGCACUUGUGCCUUAAAGUAGAUCCUUUUUUUCACAUUUUUAGUAAUCAAUAUGAAUUUAGCCUUGAAAGGAGAACACGAAGAAAUCACUCCAGCCAGACAUCCUAGAACUCAACUGUGCAUUUUGUAUGCUACCUGAACUAAUGAUUGGGGCAUAUAUGCUCUGUUCCAGUACAGCGGAUGCUGUGAAAGGCCUGAGCUAAUGCCCUUUUGUUUUGUGUCUGCUUAAGUAAACUAGAUAGUCUCCCAAGUAUGCAACACACAGAAAAAGUGUAAGCAUUAAAACAAUUACACUGAUAUUUUUGUAUAAUUUUCUUCUCUAUAUUUUUAAUAAGAAUUUUAAGUGGUACAAAGUAUGGAGUGCUAUAUAGACAGUGAGUUAAGUACAUGAUGCUCUCUGUAAGCGUGGUCAUGCUGGCUUUUGUUUUAACAUUCUCAAACUGCCACCAUAAGUCUCAAAGGCAUUCUUCACUUAGGCACUGACUAAGCAUACUAAGUAUGUGAAGUAGAUGGCAGACAUGAGACAUAGUUGAAUUUCUGCAGUUACACAUAAAAUAAGCAACUAGACUUUCUUUUCCUUCUGUUACAAGACAGAGACUUUUCUUUGAGAACUGAAACCAUUUGCAAGGGUUUUUAAAAAACAUAAUGAGCAGACACCUUUCUGGACUAUAUCUGAGGAGGGUGAAUUACACAAUGCUACUCUUCAUCAGAAAUAUUUCAGUGGCCAGGUUUUCUUUGAUUUAAAAUAAGUAUCAGUAUAGCUAGUUCUUUCUAGGCUUGAAUCCAAAAUGUAAUCUUGUUUAAAUAUCAUCUUGUGAACAUCAGCAUAGCAUUUUUGACCUCUGAAAUUGUGCUUUAUGAUAAGCUUGUAUCUGGCACUCUUUAUCUUCACUUUGAAGUGAAGGUGUUAAGCUGAGGCGAGAAGAGAACUGACACUGUGGCACGUUUACCAAAUGUAUCAGUGAAGCAUUACUUACUAGGAAACUACUGGUCCAACCAGCAGAGGGGGUUAUUCAAAAGUGUUCUUUAAAUGUAAAAAAUUGGCUUAGAAGAGUAACAAAUUUUAUUUUUUUUUCCUGAACCUAAUGAUUAAGCAAUCCAUACUUCAUGUUCAUGCAUCUAAAAAUGUUCAGAAAGUGUUUGUCAGCAGUGAGCUUAGUAAUGAUCUAAACAUCUCUCAAUCACUUUUAUGCAGCUGUUGAUCCAACAGCUUAACAUCCCUGCUAUCUAUGUGAGUCAUCUUUAUUCUCAUGUGUUUCUGAAAGUGGGUCCCUUCCCCGUUAAAUCCAGCCACUACUGUGGAUCUGAGCAGAUUAGGCUUCUCCUUUGCUCCUAUUAGUCACAUAGGUACCAAAAAAAUCACUGCAGUGUUUGGCAAAAGCUGACAGCCCCGAGUUGGCACUUUAACUCUCUACUCCUUGUUUGACAUCUCCCCACAGUUUCCUUGAGAGUCUUGCUGAAUCAAGGCUAGAUACCUGGGAAUCUAGAAAUACUAUAGAUUGACUGUAGGAAAAGAAGUGCUAGUAAAGGCAGAUCUUUGCCAUUCUUCUAAUUUAAUAGAAAAGGACGGGUCUAAAUCAAGAGUCUCAUUCAGAUACUUGUCAGUAACAUUUUAAAAUGUAGAUUUUUAUUAAUAAAAGUAAUUUUGAUUUAAAUAAAUAAAAUUUCAGUUUAUGCAUAAUAGA